This is a messenger RNA of Megalops cyprinoides (Indo-Pacific tarpon), 1516 nucleotides long. It is a transcript of the gene srxn1, whose product is annotated as sulfiredoxin 1 homolog (S. cerevisiae). The transcript has 2 exons. NCBI's taxonomy places the organism in Eukaryota, Metazoa, Chordata, Actinopteri, Elopiformes, Megalopidae. Gene Ontology annotation, molecular function: sulfiredoxin activity. Gene Ontology annotation, cellular component: cytoplasm. Gene Ontology annotation, biological process: cellular response to oxidative stress. Bases 171 to 602 code for a protein of 143 amino acids. The record is from RefSeq and is a predicted model, not a curated record.
UGUGACUACUUCGGGUCCAGCUCUAAGCGCUGACUCUGGAUCGGUUUCGACUGCUUAUUUCAUCAUUCUUGCGACAAGGAUUACUGUUGAACAUAUCGAUCAUAGAUCGACCAGGAUAUUCCCGGAAGAGUUACGCCCACCGGUCGCUGGUUAACUAGCGUGAGCAAGUGAUGUUCAGGACUGUAACUUUUCGUCCAAACCUUGCCGUUUUGCCUUUGAGAAGGUUUAUGAAUAACAAACGAACUACAAUGAACGAUGACAAAAGUGAAAAUAGGUCGAUUCAUUCCGACAACAUUGAAGAAAUCCAUAACGUACCAAUGAAUGUCAUCAUUCGUCCAAUUCCUCCCGUGCUCGAUGAACAGAAGGUUCAGAGCCUAAUGGAUACUAUAAAGGACCCUGCUGACGUCAGCAGUGUGCCCCCCAUUGAUGUUCUUUGGAUAACGGGGGGAAAGGGCGGUAAUUACUUCUACUCUUUUGGAGGAUGCCACCGGUUUGCGGCCUACCAGAGGCUGAAAAUGGACACGAUCCCGGCAAAAAUAAUCAAGUCGAACAUUUCAGACCUGCGGACGUAUUUAGGCGCCUCAACUCCCGAUUUGCAGUGACUGAAAUGUCAAUGGUGGUGAAACUAGAGGGGAACGGGCCCUGAAAAGGACGUUUGCGAGAAUGAGUUGUCACCGGUGUAACUGAUGUCACUCUUGGAGAAGCGUUUCGAGGAAGAGACAGGACUAAGAAAUAGAGAAGGUCAUGAAAUACAAUAAAUAAAGUCAGAGGAAUCCCAAGCACACCACAGAAAGCUCUGAAAGUAUUAGUAUUUUAAUAUGCUGGCACUCAGACUAGAGGAUCUGGUUUACCGUUUUUAGAUUAAAGUCCUUUUGACUAGCAUUUAGGUUGGUUAGGGCCCUCCGUGUCCAGUUAACCAUGAUCUAUUUGUGCCUGCAACCUAAACAAUGACCAGCAGGUGGGGCACUCACUCUAUGUUCGUUGAUAAUGAGCUCAAGUGAUACAACUAUAAAUGCUGUUUAGAGAUCUUGUUACCUUGUACCGUAAUAUCCUUUAUAAUCGUUUGUAUAUGACUGUAAUUAAAGGCGUUUUUAUUCAAUACUGAUUCAUCUGGAUGUCUGAUAGGAUAUAACUAAAAUUGGAUAUAGUGAUGGGUAACCAAUGAUGUAACCCAACUCUAACUGGAAUAUGAAUUGAAGCGUGGGCUCAUUUUCUGUGAUAUUCUCUGUGGCACUGAAUGAAAUUGUACUUUAAACAGUUCAACCAUCCAGAAGAUGUUAAAUCUAUUAGGGACAUGUGAAAAAUGAGAAAAGUAAUUUUCUGAGACACUGACACUCCAGAAAAAAACGUGUUUUCAAGCUCAGCAGCAAAACCUGGAAAGUGAAAAGCACAGCAGAAGCACAGAUGUAAACAUAUUACAUAAAAAGGCUCAUUCAUCUGUUCAUUCAGUAGUAUUUGUUUUACAUUACACAGAUUAAAAUUGACCCUUGUUUUAAAAAUAAAUUGUACUCAUGAU